Molecule: messenger RNA, 1164 nt
Organism: Humulus lupulus (European hop)
Lineage: Eukaryota; Viridiplantae; Streptophyta; Magnoliopsida; Rosales; Cannabaceae
Exons: 2
Coding region: 1-1164 (387 amino acids)
Source: RefSeq, a predicted model, not a curated record
AUGAGUCUGAGACACAUUGAGGGGCUUCGUUUCCCUCUCCCUGCUCUGUUGGUGCAAAUAAUUUCAAACUCCGGAGCUCACAUUUCUCAAUUUCUUCCGAACGCUAUCCAAUCCAUAGUUGGCGCUCAGAUGAUAGGAACUCUUAGGAAUGUCAACAUUCAAUCGGAUGACAUCUACGCAUGCUUUACUACGUCGACUAACAAGGCAAUAGAGGGUAAACCCUGGAAGACUUUCUAUCUUUCCCCCAAAAAGGACCGAACGAUCUUUACUGAUUUUGAGAGCUCCCACAGAAAUUGGGAUAAAUACUUCUUCGCAAUUGGAGGAGCGUGGUAUCUUGAAUUUCUGCCUCAGGAAAUUUUUCCUUUGGCCAGGGUGUUCAUAAAAGAUUUCUCAUGGCCUCAAGUCAGCAUGAGUCCCGAGCGACAGAGCUUGCUGCCAGAGAAGGGGCUUCUGCACGAGUCCAAGGAAAAUUCCAUUAGCAUCAGAGGUGUGAUGAACCCCUACUGUAUGCAAAUCAUGACCCGGCUCUGCUUCAUGGAUCAAACCAAUAUUGGUGCCAUGCGAGUCAGUUUGCAGAAGGGCGACAUGACCUUAGGUAAAAUUACAGCUACAUGCGCGAGGCAGCUGGGAGCAUUUUUGAAGAAAUCUCCCCCUGCUUCUUCAACUCUGUCGCUAUCGAAGACUAAGUGCGAAAGGGCAUGCUCUGAGACCUUUUCUGCGUGUGCCAAGUGCCAAGGGAUCCCUGAAAAUAAAAAGAGAGAAGGCUCUGGCUCAACUCCUGCUGCAAAAUCGUCUCCUGAUAAGUCUGCUUUGGCACGCAGAUCUUCUCGUAUACAUGGGCGCUCUUCUACGCCUUCUGACGCUCUUCAGAUCCAACCUCUGCAACAGGUGCCUCUGCCAAAGGAUUCCUUAGGGAAGAGGAAGGCGCGAGAGGAGUCUUCUGAUGAAGACUCGGACGAUGGGAAGUGUAUUUCGUCCAAGCUUCAGAUCCCAAGGGGACCUGCUUCUGCUGCUAGAGGUUCUCUUCUUGCGAUCCCCAGGCUUACUCCUGGGAAGUUACCAAUCGGGCAGCUCUGUCAUUAUGCAAGAAGCCUCAAGGGUUUACCCCCAUUGGCUCUUUACCUACAUCAUCUUCUUCUUCGACUGCAAUUGGAUCCCCCUUAG